GGAUACAGUUGAUGAAGAUAAUAUGUAUUUCCUUGAUGUGGAUGAUGCAAGUGAUGAUGACGUUGAUAAUAUGGUCGAAGAUGGAAAUAUGGAACCAGAGAAGAGGGUACAAAAAACCAAAGUUGUGACUAGAGUUGAAAGGAACAAGAAGGCUAGACGUAAAGAGCAGUUGAAAGUUGAAGCAGAAGUAAAAAAGUUGAAGAACCUUUCAAAAGAAAUUGACAGCUUGCCAGAUAUAAUUCAAGAAAUAGCCAAAGAGGAUGAAGAGAAACAGAAAAUGCAUAUCCGACGUGUUGUUUCUAAACAAGAAAGACUGAAGUGUUUUCCUCCACGCCUUGGGAAGCGCAAAUUUCAGCCUGCUCUUGUUCAAGUCCUAUUAUCCGAAGAAAUCACUGGUUCCCUUUGGCAAUUAAAGGGAUGUAGCACUCUUGCAAAAGAUAGGUUCAAGAGCCUGGAGAAAAGAGGACUUGUUGUUCCUUCGAAAAUGACUGGAAGGAGGUAAUUGUCAUUUCACGGUCCUGCAAUAUCCUGUACCGUUGCUGGUGCCAUUGGCCAGUGUCUUUUGAAUUCUGCAGCAGUCAACCUGGAUUUUGUACCAUUUUAAUUCUUCAGGUUUUAUAGUUUGAUAUUAUGGAAAUAUGGGUUGUAUUUAAAAAAUGGGUAAGAUAUUACGGAGU
Cuscuta epithymum is the source of this 677-nucleotide messenger RNA. The record is from the annotation of a GenBank genome assembly. Lineage: Eukaryota; Viridiplantae; Streptophyta; Magnoliopsida; Solanales; Convolvulaceae.